UUGGAAACAAAAGAUUAAUAAAUAUUAGUGAUUUUUAACGAGACGCAAAGAAAAGACCGAACACGCAUUGACCUUCGACCAGGGCCUCUGGAUUCCGUUCUGCAGGAAACAAUGUUACAAAAACAAUGUACAAGUGUGUAUGCCCGAAUAAAAUGAUUUUUGUAUUAUUUGUGUAUUUCUUGAUUGUUAAUAUUAAAUCUGCAUAUCAUUUUCAAAUCUGAAUCGUUAAUUUCUACUUACAGUUUGUUAAAUCUAAUACAUUUCUUGUAGUAGACAUUUAUAUUUUGAAUUUUAAGGAUCUUUUUAUUUUAUUUUUUAUAUUAAUUAUUAUGCAAGCCUCUCUCCACUAAAGCCUUAUGUUACAUCCAAUUAUAUUGCCUCUAAUUUUAAAGAUUAUACCAUUGUUGUUAGUGUUUUAAUAUAAUGUUUUAUAUGUAUAAUAUACUAUAAUGUUUAUAGUUUAGUCUUUUCUGGGAUAAUUUAAAAUAUUAAUUUGAAACAUUACGUCUUGAGAUUUGAUUUCAGGUUAGAUAGACAUGUAUAAAGUAUUUAAUUAUUUUGAAGACAUUUAUUUAAAAAUAAGUCUUAUCUGGAUACUGUCGUUUCUAAGAAUAUAAGUAUAUGUUUUGACAACUUUGCUUGUGGAAGGGCAGAGGAUUGCUAAUUCCCCCAAUGCUGGAGUUUCUCAAAGAAAAAUCACGAAGAGUUUGAAGUUAUCAUCAUCUACAGGGAAUGAUACUAUCCAAAGAUUCAGAGAAUCUGGAACAAUCUCUUUGGGUAAGGGUCAAGGCCAGAAAACCAUACUGGAUGUCUGUGAUCUUUGGGCCCUUAGAUGGCACUGCAUCACAUACAGGAAUGCUACUGUACAGAAAUCAUAACAUGGGCUCAGUAAUACUUCCAGAAAACAUUGUCGGUGAACACAAUCCACUGUGCCAUUCGCCGUUGCCAGCUAAAACUAUACGCCAAAAAAGAAGCCAUAUCUAAACAUGAUCUAAAGAGGACAAGGACAACCCAAGUUGUUAUCAGCGCUCAGUUCAGAAGCCUGCAUAUCUCAUGGUAUGGGAUUGCGUGAGUGUGUGUGGCAUUGACAGCUUAGACAUCUGGAAAGGCACCAUCGAUGCUGAAACGUAUAUCCAAGUUCUAGUACAACAUAUGCUCCCAUCCAGACGUUGUCUCUUUCAGAGAACAUUAUGGCUUCGCAGAAGAAGGAUCAUCUGGAUACUGAAUGGCCAGCCUUACAUAAAACAUCUGGUGCAUCAUAAAGAGGAAGAUGCGACAAAGAACAGUGUUGGGUACGAGUACAGCAUCUGAUUACUUUUGAAUACUUUGAUGAUGACUUAUAAAGGCUUAAAGACUUAAAGUUAAUGAGAUAAUUAAGUGUCUAAUUAAAUAAUGAUUGUGUAUUAGUGAUGAACACCUGCUGUUAUUGAGAAUUACAGAGGAUCAGAUGUUUCAUUGGUUAAAAUAAUGUCACCAUCAUGGAGAUCAGUGAUUGGUUUAGUCUUGACCCUUUUACAAAAAAAUAAUAAUAAUAUGGUUGUAAUCAAUUAUAGUGUAAUUGAUUGCAAGCGGUUGCAUAUAGUAAAUUAUUAAGUAGCCUAUCAGCUUAUUCUAUCUGUUUAUGGUCUCUGUUUGGGUUAAUGACUGACAUUCAGCUGUUACCGAGCUAAACAUUUUUUAAUAUUUAAUUAAAAUUCAAUAUUAAUAAAGUAGGGGUGGGGACUAUUAAAGAGCUGAAUUGGCUCAGACUUCUAGACAUAAACACUUAUCAUAUGAUACUCAACAGUAGUGACAGUUUUUCAUAUUGCAGUGCAUGAUGGAAGUUUCUUCAAUGGUGUUACCCAGCAUGCACUGCAGCAUGAAGCAUUUUGUCAAUUGUAUCAAACAUGCUUAACUUCAUGGGGUGAUGAGGAAUUGGGCUUUGGGGUUAGCUUGACUUCCUCUGCUUGAUGUGAAAAGAUUUUUUUUCUUCCUGUCUUUGCUUCAGAGUUUCACAUUUAAUUGAAACUAAUCUUAAAUGUUGUGCGUAAAGAACCAGGUUUUAUUCACGACAACAGCAUGAGGAUCAUUCAGGUUCAGCUCUGUGAGUUUAUUAAACGUUAUAAAUAUAUUUAUAUGUUACAUGUUGGUUUUAUGAUUACAAUUAUUUUUUAUCUUGUAGAUGUAUUGAUCUGUUAUCAGUACGCGGUGUCAGAUCUUCUGACUGAUCUGGGAUCAAAUGUGACCAUAAACUGUGAUCUUGAUGAAAAUGAGGUUUAUUGGAUUUUACUGAAAACAGCAGAUCCUCCAACAGUCAUCCUACGAUCAUUCCCAGAACCAAUACCACCAUUUUACACAAAUGAUACAUUCAGAAAGAAAUAUUCAGUCCAGUUUAAACAUUUUUUGGUUAUUAAUAAUAUAACUGCUGAUGAAUUAGGAGUUUAUUACUGUAUGAACACACGAACACCUCCAAAACUCAGCAACAGCACCAGAAUAUACUUCAACGAAUCAACUCAACCAACUGAGUGUCAAAAUCGAACAGUGACUGAAUAUAUUGAUCAGAGACAAUGGCGGACUAUUACUAUCAUCUUUGGAUUGACAAAUGGGCUUCUGGUUAUUUUGGUGGUCGGACUGGUAAAGGUUUUUGUUGUUGGAAACAGAAGGUCUACAGAGCAAUCACAACAAUUUAAUACUGAUCUACAGCAGAUGCAAGCUGCAGAACAGCAUCGGGACUCGUUAAAUUACGCUGAGGUGGAUAUUUCCAAGCUGCGUAGAAAUAUUCGGCCGAGCCAAAUCAACAGCACCUAUGCUGCUCUAAACCUGCCGAAGUCAUGAACACAUAAGCAUGACUGAUUUUAUUUGAUUUGUCUUGUGUGUACUUUUUCUUGUAAUUCUGAGAAAAUUUCGGGAAAAAAAAUAAAGAAACUGCUUUCUAAAGACUGGCUGGAAGUCAUGAGAUUUAUCACAUUUUAUUAAAAUGACAGCCAGUUUUAAAUUUGUCUUUGUGUAUAUCUAAACAUACUCUACUAAUGAGUAGUCACCUAAAAAAUAUUUUAUUGAAAUUUAGUAGACACUUAUUUCUGUAGACACUGAUUGCAUGAAUGUUUUAUGCAAGAAAAUAUGCACCUGUUUUGUAUUUUAGUGGGUCUUGCAGAAGGUUGGUGGUAUCCUAGUUU
Molecule: messenger RNA, 3155 nt
Organism: Puntigrus tetrazona (Sumatra barb)
Lineage: Eukaryota; Metazoa; Chordata; Actinopteri; Cypriniformes; Cyprinidae
Exons: 4
Coding region: 2059-2814 (251 amino acids)
Source: RefSeq, a predicted model, not a curated record